GUUCUCUGUCAUCUUGUUCACCGUCACUGUUGAAGUUUCUGCAUCCCAAUAUCGAGACUGAAAACUUGAUGAUGCUUUAAAACAUGAAUAAAGGACUUUUCUACAAUGUCGAAGCCAGAAGAGCAGCUAGCCUUUGAGCUGAGUUGCCCUAUUUGCCUCCAACUGUAUUCCGACCCUGUGAGCCUGCCUUGUGGACACAACUACUGCCGGACCUGCAUCAACCAGACUGUGGACGCAGACAAAUCUCCCACAUCUGUCUUCAAAUGCCCUGAGUGCAGAGUGGUUUACCAAGGUCACAAGUCCCUACAGGGUAACUUCAAACUCAAAUGCAUCAUUGACAGUUACCGGGCGACCAACUUGCAACCGGACGAGCCCCGAAAUAUGUCCCUGACAGUGAGCAUGCCUUGCGACCACUGCAUAGACGAACCCUCAGCAGCUGUGAAGACCUGCCUGAAGUGUGAGGUGUCUCUGUGCAGCAGACAUCUGCAGAAGCACAAUGAGAAGGAGCAGUUCAGAGUGCACACGGUGGUAGAUACUAUUCAGAAUUCUGGAUCUAAAAACUGCUCCAGUCACCACCGGCCGCUCGAGUACUUCUGCUCAACCGACAUGUCACUGCUCUGCUCUAUCUGCGUCCUUCAGGGGCACCACCAAACCCACGAUGUGCUCACCUUCUCUGUGGCAGAGGAGGAGAUGAGGAGGGCGCUGGAGAGUCGGGGCAAGGUGGUUGCCUGCAGGCUGCAACUGACUGAAGGGCUCCUACAGAAGACAACAGAGGACCAGGGGACAGCUGAGUCCAUUGGAGACAAACUUAUCAACAAGGCCAUGACCACCAUGGAGAGCAUGGCUGGGCUGGUUGACAGAUAUCGGGAGCGCCUGUGUGUCCUUCUAGAGGACGAGAGGUGCCAGCGCAGGCGGAGCUGGCAGAUUGGUCUGAGUGCACUGGAGGAGCAGCAGCAGCAGCUUGUGGAGGCUGAGAGGGCCACUAUCAAGGCCCUCAAUGAGACAGACACCUACAUCUUCAUCCAGAGGUUCAUGCAGUUAGAACAGAACCUACGGAGCAUCCUCAGCACCUCCAUUCCAUCCAACCUCCCUUCUAAAGCCCCUCUCAACACCAGGCGCCUGCAGGCCGGCCUCAAAACCCAGGACUUCCGCUCAGAGAUGACCCGUCUUCUGGACUCCCUCCACAUUCUGCUCAACCCUCUGGACCUCACCUUCAAUUUGGUCACUGCUCACCCCAGCCUUACCGUCUCCAAUGACCUCCGCACCAUCAAAUUCAGCUCCACCAAGCAGCAGUACGCGGACCACCCCGAACGCUUCACCUCAGCUCCUCAGAUCCUGUGCCGGCAAAGUAUAUCUAGUGGGGAGCAUGUGUGGGUGGUGGAGGUGGGGGCCAAUAGUAUGUGGUCCCUCGGGGUGUGUUACAAGAGCAUCCCCAGACGCGGUGACCAUAGCCGGCUCGGGCACAACUCAGUGUCCUGGAGGCUGCAGUGGAAGAACGGUAAGCUAACAGUGUGCCAGUCGUCCUGUAAUGUCGCACUGGGAGAAAUGACCAAUCACCCAAUGAGGAUCGAGAUCGCACUGGACUACGAAGGCGGGACUUUGGCGUUCCACAGCACCAAAGGGCGACGUGAGCACCUGCACACAUUCAGGGCGGUGUUCAGAGAGCCACUAUACCCCGCGUUCAGUAUUCACUCCAACACGCCUGAUUCCUGGAUAAUGCUGUACAGUGGAAUGUGAACAAUACUACUUA
Messenger RNA from Periophthalmus magnuspinnatus, 1750 nucleotides. Its product is annotated as E3 ubiquitin/ISG15 ligase TRIM25-like. The transcript is spliced from 4 exons. The record is from RefSeq and is a predicted model, not a curated record. Lineage: Eukaryota; Metazoa; Chordata; Actinopteri; Gobiiformes; Gobiidae. Bases 106 to 1737 code for a protein of 543 amino acids. Gene Ontology annotation, molecular function: zinc ion binding; protein binding.